Messenger RNA from Colias croceus (clouded yellow), 807 nucleotides. RefSeq lists its product as uncharacterized. The transcript has 2 exons. Gene Ontology annotation, molecular function: chitin binding. Bases 45 to 608 code for a protein of 187 amino acids. The record is from RefSeq and is a predicted model, not a curated record. Lineage: Eukaryota; Metazoa; Arthropoda; Insecta; Lepidoptera; Pieridae. Gene Ontology annotation, cellular component: extracellular region.
UGAUUUAUAUUGUUCAGUGUGUAAAAAAAAGUAAAAUUGAUAAAAUGUUUAUAUAUUUUAUGGGAUUACUUCUGCUUUUGGGCAUAAACAAUGUGAGUGACGCAUGUACGCAAACAGGAAGAUUCCCAAGUAAUUCAGAACCUGAAUGCCGUGGUUUUGUAAUGUGCUUGAAGGGUGCAGCAGGUUUCAUGCAGUACAACCUUGUGUGCCCUGAACAUUCCAUAUUCAGCCACCUAGAAAACCAAUGCACGAAUGUCACCGAGUACAAAUGUUGGCCUAAUUACAACUGUACUAAGGAAGAAGACAUCGUUCAACCUUUGAAUGAAAACUGUACAUCCUAUAUAUCAUGUAUUCAAGAUUUCAACAAUACUUUCUCAGCAAGACUCAUCGAUUGUCCUGUGAACACUGUAUUUAAUGGAAGUAUGUGUGUCGAAAAAGACGUCUAUCAGUGCCACAAAAAAACAGAGACGACCACGACCCCAAAAAACACGUUGCAAGUUACAAUAGACAAUUUUUCUGGGAAUUUUACAUUGAAUUCAGUUGCUCCACUAUCAAUACAAUGUUUAACUGUCGGUAUAACAAUGUCUCUCUGUUUAAUGAUUUUGUAAUCGCAUCAACGCUGAUUAUUUUCAUGCGACAUUUCCUGCGUUUACAUAUUUUGUGUAAAGAUGUGUUUCGUCAUCUAAACGAGCCCAAGGCUAAGACAAAUACAGUUUGUAUGUAUGUUAAACGCCCAAUAUGUAUUGCACAGAUUAGGUAUUAGUUACUACGUAUGUACUGUAUGUACAUUGUACAAAGUACAUCUGU